AUUAACUUCAACACUUUUUUAAUAAUUUAAUAUCGAUGCACGGAAACUCUAUUUAUUCGAGAAAUGAAAAAAAAAAAAACAAACACAACAAGGCUUGGAGAAUACAGUUAAAAACAUACACACAAUAUUUCAAAACAAAAAUAAUUCGGAUAUUUAAAAACAAACAAAAGAAACAAUAUAUUUUACUAAAAAAAAUAGCAGCUGAUUGCUUUAUUUUGCAUUUGGAGAAGAUAUCAGCGAAAAUUGAGAAGCCUAGGCCUGCAAUGCACACAUACAAUGAAGGUUUAAAUUACGUGCCACUACUGGCAGCACAAAACGCCGCACCACACAUGAGCAACGGCGGCGGAGUUUGCUUCAACACAGCACAACGUGCCGCACGAGGGAUGUCUCCGACGACUUUGGGCAGCGUCAUCUGUUACAACGGCAACUAUGAGGGCGAUCUCAGCAUGUUCGGCAGCAAGCCAACACUGCAGGCGCUGACACAGCAACGCCGCCUGGAGCUGGUGGAAACCGAUUCGGACACCGAGUACCGACGCGAAUUGGAAGCUUAUCAACCGCCACAGCGUAGUAACGCGCACCAAAGUAGCGGCAUUGAGCGGCAACUGCGGCGACUGCUCAUCUACUAUGGUGACCGUUUGUUGAGCCCCAAGCGACGCCAACAAGCCACAGCAUUCACGAGCAGCAUCUAUAAGAGUUCAUAUUAUCAACGCACAAGCGAUUUGCUGUACCGAGCCUGCGCCUGGACGCUGUGGCUGUUGCGACUGAUGCUAUUCACGCUGCUGCGCUUCAGCAACAGCAGCUAUGGUUGUUGGCGUAGUUGUAUUUUGAUGCGGAAUACAGCGCGCCGCGUGCUCUGGUGGAUGACAUUGGCCAAAUGUGGCGAUGUGAAACUCUUCGUGAUGAUAUUGAUCGGCACACCGCUCGUAUUCGUCAUCGGCGUGGUGGGCCUGCUACUCUCCGUCUAUUGUGCGUUGCGUGAAUGUUUUAGUAAUGCAAAUUUUCUACGCCGAUUUCAUGUCACCUGAAUUAGACACACACACACAUGCCGCGCCACCAUAUAGAGAACGAUAUAUUUUUGAGGAUUUUCAAGGAUAUUAAUUAUAAAUGAGCGAAAUUCCAUGUGCCUCUGUCAUAAAGCGCACUCUACAACAAAAAGAUAUAUUUCUAUAUAUAUAUUUUUUGCAACUUUUUCACUAUUAUUAAAUUUAUUUUGCAUAAAUUUAGUGCAGCAAAUAAA
This is a messenger RNA of Bactrocera dorsalis (oriental fruit fly), 1237 nucleotides long. RefSeq lists its product as uncharacterized. Lineage: Eukaryota; Metazoa; Arthropoda; Insecta; Diptera; Tephritidae. The record is from RefSeq and is a predicted model, not a curated record. The coding region runs from base 36 to 1025 and encodes 329 amino acids. The transcript is spliced from 2 exons.